Messenger RNA from Acaulospora colombiana, 1431 nucleotides. NCBI's taxonomy places the organism in Eukaryota, Fungi, Glomeromycota, Glomeromycetes, Diversisporales, Acaulosporaceae. The record is from the annotation of a GenBank genome assembly.
CGAAUGCCUCUACCAAGAGGGGCAAAGCUCGCUCCUGACGAGUGGGCCCCUCUGGAUCCAAAAGACUCUUGCAGACACCAGGCUGUGCUGUUAUAUUGGACAAUAGCAUGCAUGCAAGAUCUGAGAGGACUGAAGCUGGAUGCUGACGAUAAAAGAUAUAGGACACUAGAAAUGUUAAAAAUAAGGAUUCUGAGAGUGAAGUCAUCUGUGGCACAGUCAGCACUACUAGCCACAGACCGGUUGAUCACGGCACAACAACUUCAAAUCGCGAAUCACUUCUGGUUCAGAGUAUGCUUUAAGACCUCCGGAAUUGAUACCAGAAAAGAACAAUGUGCGAAAAGGAGAAUUCGUCGCAGCUGCCCCCCGAACCAAAAGCGAAUCCACGGGGAUAUUGACAUGCCUGACUCCAGACCUGCUCAAACAUAUAGCACUUUGUUAGAAGACAGAAGAAUAAUAGAGUCCGCUGCAGAGGCCAAUGAAUCGCCAUCCCUUGUUGUGCACCUUCUCGAAAAGGACUGGUCCAUCAGACCUGGCAGAGCUCCGAAUAAUGCUGGAGCAAGGCGUUUCUCGUACUCAGAGCCUAUCUCAGGGCUGCUCGAUGAUAUCCAAGCAAGAAGAAUCCCAGUUGAAUUCACAGAUAUAUUUAAGAAGUUGGAUGUGAAGUUCUUCGAAGGCUGUCUCAUCGUGGAGAUGCACGAUUCACGGCCGACAAAAGGGGGCCCCUCUAAGAACGUUGAAGCUCGUAUCGAUAAAUAUGUCCUUCGUCCAACCGCAGAGUCGUUAUGGGCAGAGAUUCGUAAUGUCGUUGAUGGACAACAGGGCUGGGGGGAUAAAGAAGCACUUGAGCUUGAAGCUCGUAUAGUGCUUGCCACAGCACCCCCGUUAUGUCUCGAUCCUUCUCCGACUGUCAAUAGGAUUGCCAACGUGAUUACUAGAAUCGGUGCAUACCCUACCAAGACAUCACUAAAGCGGAGGCAAAGCGAAGAUACGGAAGAUGAUAUCGACAGCCUCAAGAGGAGGAAGCUGAUGCAGUUAAUGAAUCCUAGAGUUGGCAAACCUUUCGUGCCGAAGGCUUUGAUGCACAAGGAUGCGGCUAGUCAACGUCCGCCCGUUGAACCUACCACCGUCCCAACCACAAUUACCAAUGGUGGUUCAGUUGUUGCUACGUCAUCUACGAUGGCUCAAGGGUUACAAUUAAGGCCCAAUGUACCUCCCACCGCCACUACAGCCGCUGCUCCUACCGCACAGCCGAUUGCGAAUGUCGCUCAAGCUGGUUUAGCGGUCCGACCGCGACCAAUGCCACUCAAGAUUGGUCCUGAUGCCCAGCAUGCUGCAACUCUAAGUUUGGCUGCUCGAAAUCGAAUAAGUGCUGCACAGAAUCUAGUUGCUGCCGCACAAGGCGGCCGGCCUCUGCCACAAGUCGCUGGCCAA